Messenger RNA from Pieris napi, 1303 nucleotides. RefSeq names its product uroporphyrinogen-III synthase-like (gene Uros1). The transcript has 2 exons. The coding region runs from base 249 to 1001 and encodes 250 amino acids. The record is from RefSeq and is a predicted model, not a curated record. NCBI's taxonomy places the organism in Eukaryota, Metazoa, Arthropoda, Insecta, Lepidoptera, Pieridae. Gene Ontology annotation, biological process: uroporphyrinogen III biosynthetic process. Gene Ontology annotation, molecular function: uroporphyrinogen-III synthase activity.
UAGUUUUAUGAUACAAAUCUUGUUUGCAUUUUGUAAUGAUUUGGGAAAGUAAAUUCUGAGUUAAAAAUAAAAUAGCAAAUCGAAACACGGUUCUUUUUAGAAUCAUUGUUUAUAAAAGAAAAUAAGAUUGUUAUUCUGGUUUUCAUAACCUUGUAACAAUAUAAAUAUAUAGAGAAUUGUGGUCAGCCUUGUUAUGUAGCAAACAAACAAAUAAAGAACCUAUAAAUGUAAGAAGCAAAGUUAAAAUCAUGAAGAAGGUCGUAUUGUUUAAAAGCACAUCUGAAGAUUAUCAAAAUGCGUUCAGUAACAGUAUUUACGAGCCCAUAUUUGUGGAGCCCCUUCAAUUUGUCUUUAUAAACUUACAAGGACUUUCUGAGAAGUUGACAAAGAAUAAUUACGAUGGCAUUAUACUAUCGAGUCCGCGGGCUAUCGAGGCUGUCUCGAAGUGCUGGUCUCCCUCGAAAUACGUAGCCUGGAAUUCAAAACGCGUGUACACGGUGGGUGAAGUUAGCUGUCAGAAAAUAAAACAUAUGCUUGGAUUGGAUGCAUUGGGUGGCACUACUGGUAAUGCAGAAAAUUUGGCAAACCUGAUUGCUUCUGAAAACCCCGAGUCUGCUAGGUUUUUAUUCCCAUGUGGAAACUUAAGAUCUGAAAUAUUACCAAAUGUAUUAGGAGCAGCAAAGAUGACAGUUGAACCAUUGACAGUGUAUGAAACAAAAGAAAAUGAACAUCUAAGAGAAAGAUUAAUAGACCUAAAUGAAAAUGUAAAUCCUUGCUGUAUGGUGUUUUUUAGUCCCUCAGGUUGUGAGUACAUUUACAGGCAGUUACAGACAUUUAGCAAUAACCUCUCUUUAUUGCCGCACUUUGCAAUCGGAAACUCUACAGCUCAUAAGAUUGAGAACUUGGGUGUUGAGAUAGCAGGGGUGGCAGCUAAGCCCAAACCAGAGUGUGUUAUUGAAUCUGUUGUUGAAUAUUUCAGAACAUUUGAAGCCUGUGGUUAGUUUUAUUUUACAUGUUAAUUAAGGUGUUGGUUUUGUACAUAACUUUAUUAUUGUUUAUAAAUAAUUUAAUUAAAAUGUUAUUAAUUUAAGAAAAAAACAUGUUUAAGUGAACUAUUUUGAUUCUUACGUAAAGACUUUGCUUUCUAAUUAUAUAAAUAUUAUGUAAUUUGCAUAUUUAUAUAGUGAAUCAGAGCAUUUCAAAUUCAAAUAUUCUUACAAGAGUGAUGAGAACAAACCAAGCUACAUGUAAGACAACAAAACAAAUUUUUGUUGUGAUGUACUAGUAAAAAGUGUGAAAGAUU